This is a messenger RNA of Colletes gigas, 1110 nucleotides long. RefSeq names its product segmentation polarity homeobox protein engrailed-like. The coding region runs from base 64 to 1110 and encodes 348 amino acids. The transcript is spliced from 2 exons. The record is from RefSeq and is a predicted model, not a curated record. Lineage: Eukaryota; Metazoa; Arthropoda; Insecta; Hymenoptera; Colletidae. Gene Ontology annotation, molecular function: DNA-binding transcription factor activity, RNA polymerase II-specific; RNA polymerase II cis-regulatory region sequence-specific DNA binding. Gene Ontology annotation, biological process: neuron differentiation; multicellular organism development; regulation of transcription by RNA polymerase II. Gene Ontology annotation, cellular component: nucleus.
CCGAAACACCAAUUAUCGUUGGAGAUUCUUACGCUGGGCAUAGAAAGGACAAAAGAUCGAAAGAUGAGCGUUGCUCUGGUGACGAUGGACUCUGCGUACGGUCUUCGACUGGGAAUCGGUGGUCACCAUCACCAUCAUCACCACCACUCUCAUCGAGUGAGAUCCCCUGACAACCACGUGGUCCCUCAUCAAGAACAACAACAAGACCACAAGGACAUCGAAACGCCCUUGAGAUUCAGCGUGGUGAACAUUCUGAGACCGGACUUCGGUCGGGAGGCGAUCCUCAACACGAAAGCACCGAAGCAACCCACUCUGACGACCGGACACUCAACGACGAUUCCGAUUCCGAUCCCGCGACACAGUCCUCUGUCGUUGCCGCGAGAUCUGAGUUUAUCCUCGAACAGAUUGUCGCCCACGAGGCCUCAGGCGACCAGCUUCUCGGUGCACAGAGACAGGGAUCUGUUCUCGACCCACUGCGGAUUGACGUCGCCUCUGCAGAGGAACAGCGGCCUUAGCAGAAGCGGAAGUCUCGAAAGUUUGGCCAGCAGCAGGAGUUCCGUCACUGGAAGUUCGGUGACCGGAGCACCAACUUUGGGCUCCACGUCGUCCACCAUCAGCGGCGAUUCCCUCAGCGGGGACAGCAACUCUGGCAGCACAGCUAGCACAGCCUCCAGUCAACAGAGCGCGCUCAACAGUCAGAGUCGUUGGCCCGCGUGGGUCUACUGCACCAGAUACUCGGACAGACCGUCCUCCGGUCCACGAACGCGGAGGGUAAAACGGACGCAAAGCGCCAGCAAGGCGGCCUCCCCCGAUGAGAAGAGACCCAGGACCGCGUUCAGCGCGGAACAAUUGGCCAGGUUGAAGAGAGAAUUCGCGGAGAACCGAUACCUCACGGAAAGAAGAAGACAACAACUCUCGAGGGACCUGGGUUUGAACGAGGCUCAGAUCAAGAUCUGGUUCCAAAACAAGAGGGCGAAAAUCAAGAAAGCCAGUGGCCAGAAGAACCCUUUGGCGCUUCAGUUGAUGGCUCAGGGCCUCUACAACCACUCGACGGUGCCCGUGGACGAGGAUGGCGAGGAAAUCGUGACAGGGUCCAAUCAUUCUCACUAA